AUGUCCGAGUUCGAGAAUGCGAGCAACUGGCUGACUUCGUCGUCGUAUGGGGGUCAUCUCGACAACGAAACAAAGCUCGAGCUCUAUGGACUGUACAAGUUUGCCCAUUCGGGGUUUGGUCCCACCGGCAAACGCCCCGGCAUCUUCCAUUUUGAGGCACGACACAAGCACGAUUCAUGGUGUCGCGUCGCGACAGCCUUUUCUGGGCGGCCUGAUGACGCCAAGGCGCGCUACGUCGAGACUGCGCGUCAAGCUGGGUGGAAAGGGCUUGGUGCGUCAGCGUCGCCUGAAGAUGAGGAAGAGGAGGAGCCCAGGAAGACUGGUGGGACAGGGUUCGGACCUAGUGUGAGCGUCAUGGCGCGCGAGGAGGGGCACGAAGACGCAAGCGCGAGCGCGCUGCACGACGCGGCGAGCCAAGGCGAUACCGAAGCAUUAGCCAAACUCCUUGACGGCACCAACGUCAAUGGCAAAGACGAAUACGGCUUCACUCUUCUUCACCUUGCGGCAGAUCGCGGGCGCGUCGAGGCUGUCAAGCUCCUCCUCGAUCGCGGGGCGGACAAGUCCGUUCUCGACCCCGAUGGACAGACUGCCCACGACAUUGCCGCUGUGUCUGGCCGUGAAGAGAUCAUGGUUCUCCUCCAAUAA
Cutaneotrichosporon cavernicola is the source of this 645-nucleotide messenger RNA. RefSeq lists its product as uncharacterized. Lineage: Eukaryota; Fungi; Basidiomycota; Tremellomycetes; Trichosporonales; Trichosporonaceae. Bases 1 to 645 code for a protein of 214 amino acids. Gene Ontology annotation, biological process: proteolysis. The record is from RefSeq and is a predicted model, not a curated record. The transcript has 4 exons. Gene Ontology annotation, molecular function: protein binding; aspartic-type endopeptidase activity; fatty-acyl-CoA binding.